This is a messenger RNA of Orcinus orca (killer whale), 1861 nucleotides long. It is a transcript of the gene KCTD14, whose product is annotated as potassium channel tetramerization domain containing 14. Bases 183 to 917 code for a protein of 244 amino acids. Lineage: Eukaryota; Metazoa; Chordata; Mammalia; Artiodactyla; Delphinidae. The transcript is spliced from 2 exons. Gene Ontology annotation, molecular function: protein binding. Gene Ontology annotation, biological process: protein homooligomerization. The record is from RefSeq and is a predicted model, not a curated record.
CCGCAAGGCCUCCAACUCCAGCCCAAUCAGGGUUCUAACCACACCCUGGGUACAGAUUCCCCCCACCCCGGGGCGGGAGCAAGGAGCACUUCCGCCAGCCACAAGUACCGCGCACGUGGCGGGCUGUGCGGGACCGGCGAGCGGCAGCCUGGCUGCGCAGCGCCAGCGCCUGCGGGGCCGGGAUGAUAAGCCUGACCUCGGCGCCCGAUUCCCGGCCGUUGCGCCGGGCCGUGACCCCCGCGGGCCGGCGGACGGAAUCUCCUGUAGUGGAGCUGAAUGUUGGGGGUGAGUUCUAUACCACCACCUUGGGCACCCUGAGAAAACUCCCAGGCUCAAAGCUGGCAGAGAUGUUCUCCAGCUCCGCCAAGGCCUGCCUGGAUGCGGAGGGACGCUUCUUCAUCGAUCGCUGCGGCACCUAUUUUGGACCCAUCCUGGAAUAUCUGCGCAGUGGGCAGCUGCCCACACAGCACAUCCCCGAGGUGUACCGUGAGGCUCAGUUCUACGAAAUCAAGCCUUUAAUCAAACUCUUGGAGGACAUGCCACAGAUCUUUGGUGAGCAGGUAGCUCGGAAGCAGUUUUUGCUGCAGGUGCCAGGCUACAGUGAGAACCUGGAGCUUAUGGUGCGCCUGGCGCGUGCUGAGGCCGUGGCGGCGCGCUGCUCUAGAGUUCUGGUGUGCCUAGUACAAAACGAAAAGGAUGAUGCAAACUGCGCGGACGCCCUGCGCUCCCUGGAGGCGGACAAGAGGUCAGUGGUCAAAUUUGGGCCUUGGAAGGCAGCCCUGGAUAUCAGGGACCUCCUGGACUGCAUGAACAUGGACAUUAAGGCCCAAGGGUACCAGGUACACUAUUCACACAACAGUCCAUUACCGGCCAAGGUCUCCGACUACUUCUAUACCUUCAGCUUCAGCUGGUGGUGAUCCCCAGGGGUGGGGGCUGUUUGUUACGAGCUCUGGUGGGACUUACGAAAUUAAAGGUUGCCUUCCAAAGCCAUCUUCCUUUAAUUUUAAAAACAAACAGACAUCAAAAACUUCCAAGGUGGUCUACUUGUCUUGCCCCCAAAUAUGUGUUUCCCCUUUGAGGACUUUCCACUCAUUGCAACUGACUCCACUGUACUUGCCUAGAGAGGUGCAGCUGUUUCCUCUUUAAAGCCUCAUGUACCUGCCAGACCCUUCCCUUGAAGUCCAAUAGCAAGGCAGAGGUGAACUGGAAUGUUUCAACAAUGCUUUGGCUGGAGAUGCGGGAUGACAACAGGAAAAUAAUAGGAUGUCAUGAGUCUAGACAGACCUAAAAAUGUAAUCUACCCAGCCUCAGCUUGUGGUCCAAUCUUCUAGCCCUGGUGUGUGCCUUCAUGAGGAAGAUGCCAAGUUAGUAUACCUGGAGUAGAUGGCGCUCAGAUCUCCUUUCCCGGAUGCUGUGGGUAUUGGCUGCUAAAGCGUCACAGCUGUCCUCUUAUCUAGAGCAGUAGUUCUCAAAGUGUGGUCCCUAGACGGGCAGCAUCCCCAAUACCUGGGAACUUGUUAGAAAUACAAAUUCUCUAGUCCCUACCUCAGACCAACUGAAUCAGAAACAGGGAGUUGGCCCAGCAGUCUGUUUUAAGAAGUCCUCCAGGUAAUUCUGAUGCACUUUAAUUUUGAGAUCUGAUCAAGAACAGAAUUGCUAUCUCGCUUGUGUGGAGGUACAGCAGACUGACCCCUCACCUCAAGGAGGUGCAGUUCCUAUUCUAGAGCUCCUCGUGGGAUCAGGCUGAAGUCAGUCUUCACUGAACACCACAUUCUUGCUUAGUGGUCUUCCUCUGCUUUACCCUGCUUCCCUCCCUCCCCCUCACCUGAGAACACAUCCUCAAUAAACCACUUAAACAAGA